CAGAAGCUGCUAGAGGUGCAAAGGGUCCUCUGGAUUGUAGUGGCAAUAAGAUCUCAACUCUUUGCUCCUGUCUCUAUCUGCUUUUGAAGCUUAUUGGGAAAGAGCAAGGAUGGUGGAGGCUUUCUGUGCUACCUGGAAGCUGACAGACAGUCAGAACUUUGAUGAGUACAUGAAGGCUCUAGGUGUGGGCUUUGCCACGAGGCAGGUGGGCAAUGUGACUAAACCAACAGUGAUCAUCAGCCAGGAGGGGGACAAAGUGGUGAUCAGGACUCAAUCCACGUUUAAAAACACAGAGAUUAGUUUCCAUCUGGGAGAAGAGUUUGAUGAGAUCACUGCAGAUGACAGAAAUUGUAAGUCUGUUGUUAGCCUGGAUGGAGACAAACUUGUUCAUGUACAGAAAUGGGAUGGCAAAGAAACAAAUUUUGUAAGAGAAAUUCAGGAUGGCAAAAUGGUUAUGACUCUUACCUUUGGUGAUGUGGUUGCAGUCCGCCACUAUGAGAAGGCAUAGAAAAGUUCCUGACUCAGGGCUGGAGAAGUUUCACAGUUUUCUGUUUACCCAAUCCUCAGUAUUGUGCUGCUGUUACAGCACAGCAACUGAUCACUAAUUAGAGGGUUAUCGGUGGUGUGGGAGUGGAAAAGGGUGAUUUAAAACUUGUUUUAAAUUUGUUAUUCCUAGCUACUAGCCCAAGUUUUGAUAUGGAAGUUUAUUAUGUUUCAUAAUUCACAUUAAAAUCCUAUACCUGUGAAUCACGUGUUGUAAACCAAUGUUACUUCAAUAAAAAAAAUAGAAUAAUAAAAAAGAAAAAAAAAUUCAGCCACAUUAUUUU
Messenger RNA from Condylura cristata (star-nosed mole), 827 nucleotides. It is a transcript of the gene FABP7, whose product is annotated as fatty acid binding protein 7, brain. Gene Ontology annotation, molecular function: fatty acid binding. Gene Ontology annotation, biological process: fatty acid transport. Gene Ontology annotation, cellular component: cytosol; nucleus. The coding region runs from base 110 to 508 and encodes 132 amino acids. The transcript has 4 exons. NCBI's taxonomy places the organism in Eukaryota, Metazoa, Chordata, Mammalia, Eulipotyphla, Talpidae. The record is from RefSeq and is a predicted model, not a curated record.